Messenger RNA from Calypte anna (Anna's hummingbird), 2480 nucleotides. RefSeq names its product C2 calcium-dependent domain-containing protein 4C. The record is from RefSeq and is a predicted model, not a curated record. Bases 1103 to 2404 code for a protein of 433 amino acids. The transcript is spliced from 3 exons. NCBI's taxonomy places the organism in Eukaryota, Metazoa, Chordata, Aves, Apodiformes, Trochilidae.
CGCGCGCGCGCUGCCUCAGGGCCCGGGCCGGCGCCUCCCGCCGCCGAAUGCUGCUGGCGGAGGCGCGCGCUGCCACAGCAGCUCCCGGCGGGCUCCGUGUCACGACAGACAGACUGAGGGACUGACUGACGGGCUGAGGGACUGACUGAGAGACUGAUGGGCUGGUGCCCGGCGCUGUGGCUCGCAGCAGAAUCCCGAUGUAUCGCAGCAGCUCUUGGGGACGUGCCCCCGGGUCACGGUCCGCAGCCGUGCCCCGCGCGAGGCGGUGUCACCUCCCCAACACCUGGGCAGCGGCCCCCCCGUGUCACCAUUCUCUUCCCCCCUGCUAGUAGGCCCGAGGCUUGGAACCGAGCUCUGUGGGCAGAGAUGGUGUCAGGCGAACAAAACCGCAGCGAUAGAGUCCAGCGCUCUGUGGAAGUGACCCAAAGUGACCCCAACUGCCCUGCGGUUUUGUUUCCUUAAGCACUUCAAGUAGCGCCGGCAAGAAAUGGAGUGCGGUAGCGACGAAGGAAACUCAGAACUUCCCUAUUUGGCUUGCAACUUAAACUCUUCUCAUGAAAUAUAGAAUGAUCAUUUAACUCUUCUCUUUGUGCAAUAUUAUCAUAUUUUCUGGCUGCUUCAAAAGAAACUUCCUCUACUCUAUUGCUGUACUUCAUUGUAUUAGCUUUUCCUGCCUUAUAAACUUCACUUUUAAAUACUUUCCUCAACUGUAUGCCUCAACUCUCACUCAAGGUCACAAUCUCAGUCUCUUGCAAUUGCUGUGUUCUCCUGUUUCCUCUCAGUUCACAGGAAAGCCAUCUGUACAACAUGGCCCUCCACACAGCUCCUUUGUAAUCUUUUUAUCAUGAUGUCAGCAAAAAUACCCUCCCAUCCUAAAGAGCUAAACUUCACUACAAUAUGGAAUGCAAUGCCAUGCAGGGAUUUCUAUGGCCUGGCCCCAGUCUUCUGCAGGAUGCCAGCACUACUGCAGUUAUUGAUCUCCUCUGGAGAGCCAAGGAAUGAUAUCACAGAAAGAUGGAGCUGUGCUUCGAGGUGGUUAUCUCUCAGGUGGAUUUGUACUUAAAGCUGUUCCCCUUUGAGGACCUCCUGCCCUGGUUCAGUGAUGUGGUUCUUGGAAAAAAUUAGAGCAUCACACGAAAAUGGAAACCUUCUUAGCUCCUCCUACCUGGGACUGCCACCUGGCCAAAAUCUGCCUGAAAAAGCCCGACGGGGGGUUGCUGCUUUUCCUAAUGUUCUUACCCCUGACAGAAUCCCUGAAUUCUGCAUUCCCCCCAGACUGACCAGCUCCAGCCUUGCUAAGGGCACCAGCCCCCCCCAGGACCACAGUUCAAAGGAUGCAGAUCCCAAUUCUGACUACAGUCCCAGCUCUUCCUUGCCACACCUCAUCCAGGUGGAGAGUGCUGAAGAGAUCCCAGCUUUGGAAGAAGAAAGUACCAAUUCAGACCCACAGUCCCAAGCAGCACUCUCCCUGCCUCAUUUCCCCAGAGCCCCCACUUCAUAUGGGUUCUGCACUUUGCUGGAGAGUCCCCAUACCAGGAGAAAGGAGUCCAUCUUCCAUGGGGACUCAAAUGGUACUCUGCCCAACCUGAUGCUGUCUCGAUCCAGAGCUAACACAUUCAGUGGCAAGGGGAGUAUGUCUAACCCCAUUGCCAUCAGCUUUGCUUCUGUGAGGCUGCCUCCCAAGCAUCUCUCUCUGCACAGGCAAGGUGCUUGUGACAGUGAUACUGCUUCUUCCUCCAGUGAUUCCUCUCCUUUCAGCUCCCCACUUCUCAGCAGGUCACCUCCCAGAUCCUGCUCCCUGAUCAAAACACAAAGUCAGGAGGGAUUGCUCUGCCGGGCGCUGAAAGCCAGGAACAAAUCCAGCAUGGCCAGGAACAAUUCUCUCUCUACAGAGGAGAGCAGCUCCACUGACAACAGCCCCAGAGCCAUCAGGAGAGCCUCGGAGGGGCUGCUGGCCACACAGCACUUCAGCAUGUCCUGUUCUCCCAUCUUUCCUCUGGAACUGACCCGCAGCCGGGAGAGGCUGGUGGGAGAGAGCACGGUGGUGAUGGACAAGGGGGGCAUCUUGAGGCUGUCAGCUGAGUACUGCUCAGAGAAUGAAAGGCUGCGGGUCCGCCUGAUCAGUGCAGAGGGUUUGUAUGAUGACUCUGUAGAGCCCAAAAACAUAAACUGCUGUGUCACGUUCUCCCUGGUGCCAGGGAAAACACAGAAACAAAGAAGCACUGUUAUCAAGAGAAGCAGGAAUCCCAUCUUCAAUGAGGACUUCUUUUUUGAUGGCAUUGCAGAAGAAGAGCUUUACAGCCUCUCUGUGAGGAUGAAAGCAACAAAUAAAGGAUGGAGCAUGAAGCGGGAUUACACCUUAGGAGAGCGGGAGUUGUCUUUAAUGAGUAUGUUAUCAGUGUAAUACUCCAAACAUUCAAACAGACUAAUUUUGUCUUUUGGAAGCUUUCUACUAAAUAAAGUUCUGGGUUGACUUCCUU